AUGAUUAAAACAUAAUCUAAAUUUGCAACUCCAAAGCUAGAUAGGACACAAUCUUCAAUCAACUUUAUGGUCCUUAAGAGCUAAAAUUCCAUAUCUCCAAGAAAGUCUUAAUCUAAUUUGUUAAAAAAAUAAAUGAGCUAUCAGUAAUUAAUAAUGAAUAAAGUGGCAUCAUAAAUAUUAGAUGAAGAAGAAUUAGAAAUAACAUUAGAGAAUGCAUGGAAUAUUUUGUAAAAAGACCCUUAGGUUAGAAAAGACAAAGAACAUAAUUGUGUAUAUGAAGUGAUAUCUGAAUUAGAAAUAUUCAAGCAGUAUAUUGAAGAAGGAAAUAAAGAUUUAAUAAGAAUAAUAUCUUCAAAGUUAGUAGGUUUUGAGUGCAAGAAAGACUAGAUUGCUUUAUCAUCAGAUUCAGAUGGAAACUUUUUAAAUAUCAUUUUGUAAGGAGAAGUGAGCAUUUACGAAAAAAAUUAAGCUAAUAAUCAAGAACAUAUGAAAUCCUAAUUUAUUAGAAAAUAAUAAAAAGGUUAGUCUAUUAACUUAAAUAAUAUUAUUUUUUAGAAACCGUUUACUAAUGUUGCUGUUUGUGAUUCAAAUACCUUAAUUGCAAAGUUGGAUAAAAAGAUUUUUAGAAAAUACCUUCAAUAAAUAGAAGAAGAAAAAGUAGAUCAUGAGAUUUCUUUUCUCUAGAGUAUUGAUCUAUUUUCAGAACUAGAUAAAGAUGAAUUUUAAGAUGUAUUAUUGAACUUGGAUAUCUAAAAAUUAAAAUUAAAUUAAAUUCUUUACAGUUCUCAUUCUUAACCUACUGCUUUCUACAUCAUCAAAUCUGGAUAAAUUGGAAUUUAUAAAGAAAAUUCUAUUUCAAAGAUUUAAAAGCUAAAAUUCAUAGAAGAGAAUGACAAAAAUUAUUUUAAAAUAUCUAAUUUUGAUAAUGAAGAAGAAAUUAUUAGCAAAAGAAAUUUAUAACAUCAGUCUACAAUUCACUAAAUACAUGAUUCAAAUUUUUAUACCUCAUUCAAAUCAACACAUACUAAGAUUCAAGAACUGAACACUUUUGAUUUUUUUGGUUAUGAAGAAAUAUUAUCAAACAAAAAAACAGAUCAUGUUGCUAUGAGUUUAUAAGAUAAUACUAUUAUAUAUGUUUUUCGCAGUAGCUACUUUAUAAAAUAACUUUUGAAGAAAAAAUGCUUCGAAAAAACGAUAUUACAAAAGAGAUUUACUAAAAAAUUAGAAAAUAAACAGUAGCAAAAUUUAAGUAUACAAUUUGAGCAAGAUCUUAAGCUUGGACUUAAAGUCAUAGAAAAUCACUCACCAACUAAAAGUUCUUUCCUUUAAGAAUUAUCUUUAAAUGACUCUGCUCUAAGCAAUUCAAGAAAUAUUUUUUUAAGGAAAGAAAAAAAAUCAUAAUCUGUUAAUUUUAUAAAAAACUAAAAAGAGUCUUUAAGUCCUUUAAAAAUAAGUAGCUCAAAUAAAAAUAUUUUAAAUAAAUUAGGAAAUAUAACUAAUAAACAGGUGCCUAUGUUAUAAAGUUUUUAUAUGAAUGAUAGUUAACAAAAUGUAACUAAAGAUGUUAUACAAAAUAAUGGAUUUAUAAUGAGAUAAUAAGAGAGAAUAGAUUCUUAUAUUUAAAAACAAAAUUAAAGUCAUAAAUUAAAUUUAAACUCUUUAAGCAUCCCUUAUUUCAAAUCAGACUAAUCUAUACAAAAUCCAAAACACAUUCUAAAAAAUUAAUAAGUAAUUGAUAAUAAUUUAGAAGAUAAAUAGUUUACGAAAAACGAAAUCAGUUUCACCAAAACAGAAGAGAAUUAAGGAAGAAGAAAGAAAAUGAAAUCUUAACUUAAUUUAUAAUUAGAUUUAGAAUCUGAAUCGCCAUUAAAAUAAACUUAAUCUUUGAAGUAAAUUUCGAUGAAUUUUUUAAAAACAGAAUAAUAAUUAUCAAGUAGUAAUUUAUUACAAAAACCUGAAUCAUAUUUCUAAAAUUAUGAAUAAUAAAGAAAUCAGUAAAGUUUUUUAGCAUCAGAUAAAAAUAAUAUUCCUUUUAUUAAUUCAAAAAAUGUAUUUUCUGAUCCUUCUCUUGCUUUGUCAUAAAGAUAAUUAUAAAUUUAAACAAAUCUUUCUCCUAAUAAAAAUGGAUCUCUUAACCAUAUAUAAAUGCUGAAUUACUAAACAAAUCCCAAAUAAUACAUGUCUUAAAAUAAAAUAUAAACUUUUAAUAUUAAUAGUUUGCAAAAAAAAAAAUAAAUUAAUGUUUGA
Molecule: messenger RNA, 2247 nt
Organism: Tetrahymena thermophila SB210
Lineage: Eukaryota; Ciliophora; Oligohymenophorea; Hymenostomatida; Tetrahymenidae
Product: cyclic nucleotide-binding domain protein
Exons: 7
Source: RefSeq, a predicted model, not a curated record